ACUAGCAAGAGCAGACUAUCGAGCUGAACGGCUCUAAACACUGUCCCUGAGUUCCGAAUUCAUCUGCUCAGAUACGUUCUCACCCCACUUGCUGCGUCGGAGCAUCGCUUGGGCGUAGACAACCCCCACAAGUGCUGUACAGCAGGGAUAGCAUGAGUGCCUGGUUCGGCAGCAGCAGCACCCCACGGGUCGCGCAAGACCCGCAACCGCCACCCGAAAGCGACGCGCCGACGCACCCGAACGAACCAGCCUGGGAGCUCGUGGAGGCCCUCGAGGCGCGCGUGAAACAGCACGACGGCGCGACGCCCUUCGUGACGCUGAGCUGGGCCCAAGGCUUAGAUGGCAGCAUGGCCCAUGCUAGUAAGGAUGACCCGCGGCUGAUGCUGAGCGGGUCGGAGUCCAUGGCGUUCACUCAUGGUUUAAGAAAAGCCCACACGGCUAUAAUGGUAGGACGGGGCACGAUUUCGGGAGACGACCCUAGAUUAAGCGUGAGGAUGGACAUCGACGGCAAAGAAAUCCAGGUCGAGGAGCAGCCCGCCGCUAUCAUACUAGACGGUUCUCUGAGUACACCACCCUCUUCAAAAAUCGUGAGCCAAGCGAAAAUGAGACGCGUCAUUAUACUAACAAGAGGGGACUCCGAUACCAUGUGCGACUUCCAGGAGAAGCCCCCAAAAACGUGGUCCAUGGCGAAGAUCCAGCGGGGCGCGGCGUUGUCGUGUCGCGGUGCAAAAGUCAUGUGCCUGCCUUCCACCUCUCUGGAAGACAUUCUCAAGGCGCUGAAAACGCUUGAUAUACAUUCAGUCUUCGUCGAGGGUGGUGUUAGUGUUGUGGACGCGUUCCUCAGACGACCAGAUCUCGUCGAUCAGGUCGUCGUGACGGUGGCGCCGCUGUUCGUGGGUGGGCGGCGGCCACCGAAGGGACCGUUAGAAGCGCCGCUGCGACUAUCAAAUGUCGAGACUUUGACAUUGGGCGACGACGUCGUCGUGUCAGGUCAAAUGCCUUCAGCCGUCGACUUCGCGAACGUCGCGCCCGAAUUUGCUGAUAGAGGCGAGCUGAGCGACGUGACGCAGGACGAGGAUGAUGAUGAGGAUUUGACAGAAUUCGAGCGCCUGGCCCGGAAGCACGCCGACGCGAAAAGAUUAAGGGAGGAGCGCGCCGAGCGGGAUCGGUUAUCGAAGGAGCACGGGCUGGCGCCGGACGAUCCCCUGAUUACGCAGGCCAUCGAGGAAGCGCGGGCGCUGGAUGAAACCUAACAAUUUUGUACUUAUA
Pelagomonas calceolata is the source of this 1269-nucleotide messenger RNA. The record is from the annotation of a GenBank genome assembly. NCBI's taxonomy places the organism in Eukaryota, Pelagophyceae, Pelagomonadales, Pelagomonadaceae.